GAACAAGCGGACAGCAUAUCGCAAUGUGCUCCGCAAAACUGUACUCAGGUAUCGGAGGGUGCUGUUCCAAGCCAUAGCCAUGAUGCUUCGCUGGCCACUGCUCAAGGAGCGCAGAACAAAGCUUCGGAAGCUUCAGCCCAUCCUUCCAUCGCAGAUGAGUGCCCGCAACUCCCUCUUCGACUCUGUGCUUGGUAUUGGGCGGCUCGGAAAAGGCGUAACCGAUGCUCAAUUGGUGGAAAUGCGUCAUCGUGUUCAUGUCUUGGCCAGCUCUAUUCUUCAUGCUGACCUGGAUGAGACACAAAUCGUCUGCGGCGCUGUGGACAUUGUGUCCGUGAUCGCAACCUUGCGCCCUGAAGGCGGAUGGAACCCGAACCCUAACGCAGUCACGGCUGUGUGCAGCGCGUGGCAGUUUGUAUUGCGCUCUAUCUCUCUCCACGACGCCAGACUCACCAGUCAGAAGAAGGUACUCUACGAGGCCCCAUCGUGCACUGUUGCCUGCGAUGACAUCGGAGAGGAUGAGGACGACGACCUUGACAUAGUCGAGGAAGACGGGGGCAAUGCGGCCGAAGUAGAUGGUGAAAGUGAUGAAGGCGAGGCAGAGGCAGAAGUGCAGGCUGCUGAUCAAUCCUUACUGCAGUGCAUAUAUGAUAACGCAAGGUGGACUUCGCCCUUGCGAGUGGGACAGUCCACUUCAUACAACCGAAUGAAAACCGCCCACAGCCUGGUCCACCUCGCCGCCCUUGCGUUUCCCAGCAAAACUCGGUUUUCCUGGUCGAUGGACGGGCAGACUGCCACCAUGAGCAGCGUGGCAAGUGGAUCGCAGGCGAUACCAAUCUCUAGCCUCUGCGGCGCAGCAGGGCAUGCCACUGCGGAGCUUAGGGCCUCGCUGGAUCGCCUACUUCAGGCAUGCGGCCUCUCAUUCUCUGAUUUGAUGCCGCCAGACGAUCUGCUCGCAGAUAGCACGAUCGAUCCAACCAGCUUCCUCGACUCCCCCAACUUCACCUCGCGCUUUAGACCUCUCGAGGAUUCUGGCAUCGCAAAUCUCUGGAACGCCAUCCAUGCCGGUCGCGGCGACAGCGCCUACGACGAUGACGAUGUCCGAGACGACUCUGCCGACCGCGACACCACUCUGCGAAACUUCCUGAAGGAAGAUUACAUCUUCCUGCAGCUUCUCUCCACCACUGCACUGCUCACGUGUGGUAACCCGCCUCGCGGGUUUCAACUUGCAGAGAUGCGCUAUCGGGCGUACCAGGGUUCCCUGCGGAACCUGUAUCUGAUGUCGCACGCAGCUGUACUUUGCUGUCCAAGAGCCAAGGGAGUGGCAGGAGCGACUCAGGCAUCCCUGUGGGCUCUCACUCACCAGACCUCCCAGGUCCUGAUCGUGUAUCUCAGUAUCGUUCGGCCGAUCAUAACGCGGCUCUUGAAGGAUCGGGGUUUUCCCUGCGAGGUCCUCCAGACACACCUGUUCGUCACGUCCUCACUGUCCAACAAGGCCCUUGUGCAUGCAUCCUGGACCACUGCCGACCUGAAUGUAGCACUGGGCAAAGUCUUGCUUGAUUCAGGUGCUAAGUUCAAAAUCUCGGUCCAUAAUCUUCGCCAGCUCAUACCCAGUAUCGUCGCGCGCCACCUACCCCAGCUCGCUCAGGACAACAACUACCUGCAGGGGUCACGGUCGUCCGUCUUCAACUCAAUGGCUGGUCAUACGAAUCAGACAGCAGCAGUGAACUAUGGAAUCAAUCAGGCCACCCAACACACUGGUUUCAAUAUCUCCUCCGUCAUAGGCGAGCAACAUUUGAUCAUAUCGCAGGUUUGGCUCCGACAACUUCUGCAAAGGAUAAAUCACUGCUCACUGUUUUUGCAGGCUUGGCAGAGCUUCAUGUGCGUUGCUGAUUUACCUGCUGAGCUGCAGGACAUGUUUCCGCGGUCGUCUGAGGCAGAGCUGCGCCGGAGGCAGUGGAUGGCCUUGGACCGGGCGCGCAUACUGGUGUACACCCAGUAUCUCCGGGGCAUGCAAGGCGAUGCUGCGCUGAUCAAGCAGGAGAUUGGAAGACUCCUAUCAACUCAUCCGUUCAUGCAAGACGACGAUCAAGGCAGUGUGAGUCGCCAAUUGAUGCAUUGAUAGAAGUAACUUCGAGUAAGCUGAUACAUUGUGGC
Fomitopsis serialis is the source of this 2154-nucleotide messenger RNA. RefSeq lists its product as uncharacterized. The transcript is spliced from 2 exons. NCBI's taxonomy places the organism in Eukaryota, Fungi, Basidiomycota, Agaricomycetes, Polyporales, Fomitopsidaceae. The record is from RefSeq and is a predicted model, not a curated record. The coding region runs from base 80 to 2119 and encodes 679 amino acids.